Messenger RNA from Drosophila bipectinata, 393 nucleotides. RefSeq lists its product as uncharacterized. Lineage: Eukaryota; Metazoa; Arthropoda; Insecta; Diptera; Drosophilidae. The record is from RefSeq and is a predicted model, not a curated record.
CACGGCAUUUGUCACAAUAUGUUAAUUGUUCGCUAUUUAAUCGCCCUGGUCUUCUCCAUUUUUAUGGUGGCCACAUCGCUGAAGAUCGAGGAGCGCUAUCGGAAGUGUGGCGGCUUCAAAAUAUCCACUCCGGAUCGGCUGGUCAUCCUGAUGAAGGAACGUGAGGAGCAGUGCCAAUCGCAACACCUGCAGCGGAGACGAUUACAAAUCUGAGAUGAAAAACGUGAUAAUGCGAAUCGUGAUAUAGGAGUCAGAGAACUACACAUUACCUGAGGAAAAAGCAGCCCAACGAUAUAUGGCCUCAGAGGCCAUCUAUAACUAAUUUUCUAAACCUUUUUUAGGUCAAGAUAAAGGUUUUUAAAAUAUAAAAAAAAUAAUUGAUUUUAUAAUAAU